AACACAUUUCAGUGCUAAAUCCACCAAAAAGAAGCACUCGCAGUCGCCGCCGGCCGGCCGCCACCAUAUAUGGAGACCAAACAGCACCACGCCGUUCUGUUCCCAUUCAUGGCGAAAGGCCACAUCAUCCCACUCCUCCACUUCGCCCACCUCCUCCUCCGCCGCCGCAUCCACGUCACUUUCGUCACCACCCCAGGCACCCGCUCCUUCGUCGCCGACCACCUCGCCGGCCACCCUUCCUCCGACGUCGUCACCAUCCCUUUCCCGCAGCUGGGAAUCCUCCCUCCCGGCGUCGAGAGCUCCGACAAGCUCCCUUCCAUGUCCCUCUUCCCUCCAUUCGCCAUGUCCACCAAGCUCAUGCAGCCGGACUUCGACCGCGCCCUCGUAACCCUACACGCUACCCGACCCGUUGACUUCUUGGUAUCCGACGGCUUCCUCGGGUGGACGUUGGAGUCCGCCAACAAGUUUGGGAUCCCUAGGCUGGUGUUCUACGGGAUGAGCUGCUACGCUUCGUGCAUUUGUAAGGCCGUCGGAGAUGGCAACCUCCUCGCCGGAGCUGAUCUCGCCGAUGAUGACCCCGUCACUUUGCCCGAGUUUCCUUGGAUUCAGGUCACCAGGAACGAAAUUGAGCCGCCAUUUAGCGACCCGGAGCCCAAAGGCCCAUACUUCGACUUCCACAUCUCGUGCUUUGUUUCGUCCGCCAACAGCUUUGGUUUGAUCGUCAAUGGCUGCUACGAGAUGGAACCGUUUUUCGUUGACCAUUGGAACCGCCACGCGCUGCCUAAGGCAUGGUGCGUAGGACCCUUUUGCCUUGCCGAGCCUGAUAACAUGUCAAGUAGUAGCAACGUCACCAAUGGUCCAAUAGUGGUCCAACCCAACAACAAAGCACCAGCGUGGUGGAUGAAGUGGUUGGACCGAAAGCUCGAGCAAGGAGUCCCGAUCCUCUAUGUGGCAUUCGGGUCCCAAGCCGAGAUAUCCUCUGACCAAGUCAAGGAGAUCGCCCGGGGGUUGGAAGACUCCGGGGUGAGCUUCUUGUGGGUGAUAAAGGAUCACGAUUUGGAACUCGGGGAGGACCGGUUCGAGGAUCGAGGGGUGGUGGUUCGAGAGUGGGUUGACCAGCGGGAGAUACUAACCCACCCGAGCGUCCAAGGGUUCAUGAGCCACUGCGGGCUGAACUCCACAAUGGAGGCGAUCUCUGCUGGGGUUCCGAUUCUGGCGUGGCCUAUGAUGGCCGAGCAGCCGUUGAAUGCUCGAAUGGUGGCCGAGGAGAUAAAGGUGGGACUUCGAGUCGAGACGUGUGAUGGGUCGGUCAAAGGGUUCGUGACUCGAGUAGGGCUGAGUAAGAUGGUCAAAGAGUUAAUGGAAGGAGAGAGAGGAAAAGAGGCAAGGAAGAGGACUAAGGAGUAUGGGGAAAUUACUAGAAAGGCCAUGGAAGAAGGAGCCGGUUCUUCUUGGAGGAAUUUGGGUUUAUUGAUUGAUGAAAUUUGCGGGAGGAAGGAGGCAUAAAUAUGGAUUAUCUGCCAAUUAUGAUAUACUGUAAAUUUGGGUUUAUUGUUUGUAUUUAACAUUUGAAAAUAAUUAGAGCAUGCAUGUAACAUUGCACAAUUUCUUUGUAUGCACUACUGUUAUUUGUUGUAGUUAACUUCAUUUAAAAUGUGUUUGUGUUUUACGAUUGAUCGAUAUGGUCAUAUAAAAUAAUUUGUUAUUAUGGAAUUAUAUAUAGAUAACUCCUUGACUUAAUUUGU
Messenger RNA from Linum tenue, 1745 nucleotides. Lineage: Eukaryota; Viridiplantae; Streptophyta; Magnoliopsida; Malpighiales; Linaceae. The record is from the annotation of a GenBank genome assembly.